Haliotis rubra (blacklip abalone) is the source of this 774-nucleotide messenger RNA. RefSeq names its product skin secretory protein xP2-like. The record is from RefSeq and is a predicted model, not a curated record. The coding region runs from base 1 to 774 and encodes 257 amino acids. NCBI's taxonomy places the organism in Eukaryota, Metazoa, Mollusca, Gastropoda, Lepetellida, Haliotidae. The transcript is spliced from 3 exons.
AUGAAGUUCCAGAACCCUGGACAGAAAUGGAGCAGUUGUAAAGAUGUUGCAGGGAAGACUGUACGUACAGCCAGUGAAGGUCUGACUGUAGACACACCCAGUGAAGGUCUGGCUGUAGACACACCCAGUGAAGGUCUGGCUGUAGACACACCCAGUGAAGGUCUGGCUGUAGACACACCCAGUGAAGGCCUGACUGUAGACACACCCAGUGAAGGCCUGACUGUAGACACACCCAGUGAAGGUCUGGCAGUAGACACACCCAAUGAAGGUCUGGCUGUAGACACACCCAAUGAAGGUCUGAAUGUAGACACACCCAGUGAAGGUCUGGCUGUAGACACACCCAGUGAAGGCCUGGCUGUAGACACACCCAGUGAAGGCCUGACUGUAGACACACCCAGUGAAGGUCUGGCUGUAGACACACCCAGUGAAGGCCUGGCUGUAGACACACCCAGUGAAGGCCUGACUGUAGACACACCCAGUGAAGGUCUGGCUGUAGACACACCCAGUGAAGGCCUGACUGUAGACACACCCAGUGAAGGCCUGACUGUAGACACACCCAGUGAAGGUCUGGCUGUAGACACACCCAGUGAAGGUCUGGCUGUAGACACACCCAGUGAAGGUCUGGCUGUAGACACACCCAGUGAAGGCCUGACUGUAGACACACCCAGUGAAGGCCUGACUGUAGACACACCCAGUGAAGGCCUGACAGUAGACACACCCAGUGAAAGUCUGGCUGUAGACACACCCAGUGAAGGUCUGACUAUACAACUUUGA